AUGCGUGUGUGCAUGAGUGUGGAUGACUUUGUCUCCGCCGUCAUCGACGUCGAUUACUCCCCCACCGGCCGCGAGUUCGUCGCCGGCAGCUACGACCGCAGCGUGCGCAUCUUCCCCCACGCCGGCGGCCACAGCCGCGACGUCUACCACACCAAACGCAUGCAGCGCGUCUUCGCGGUGAAGUUCUCGGGGGACGGCUCCUACGUCUUCUCGGGGUCGGACGACAUGAACGUGCGCGUGUGGAAGGCGGAAGCUUCCGAGCAGCUGGGGGUGACGCUGCCGCGGGAGAAGCACAAGCAGGCGUACCAGAAGGCUCUGGUGGAGCGGUACAAGCACCUGCCAGAGGUCAAGCGGAUUGUCAGGCACAGGCACGUGCCCAAGGCCAUAUACAAGGCGGCCAAGACGCGGCGGAAGGUGCAGGACGCCGACAAGCGGAAGCUCACCAACCGCAUCAAGCACAGCGCCCCUGGGUCCGUCACAGUCAAGCCAGAGCGCAAGAAGAAAAUCGUGGCGGAGGUGGAGUGA
This is a messenger RNA of Monoraphidium neglectum, 525 nucleotides long. Its product is annotated as WD repeat and SOF domain-containing protein 1. Lineage: Eukaryota; Viridiplantae; Chlorophyta; Chlorophyceae; Sphaeropleales; Selenastraceae. The record is from RefSeq and is a predicted model, not a curated record. The transcript has 3 exons. The coding region runs from base 1 to 525 and encodes 174 amino acids. Gene Ontology annotation, biological process: maturation of SSU-rRNA from tricistronic rRNA transcript (SSU-rRNA, 5.8S rRNA, LSU-rRNA). Gene Ontology annotation, cellular component: small-subunit processome; nucleolus. Gene Ontology annotation, molecular function: protein binding.